This is a messenger RNA of Periconia digitata, 314 nucleotides long. Lineage: Eukaryota; Fungi; Ascomycota; Dothideomycetes; Pleosporales; Periconiaceae. The record is from the annotation of a GenBank genome assembly.
AGGCAUGUGGCCGCGUACAUCACGUCUUACACCACCCGGAGGCGCAGCCACAGACCGAGCGCAACCCUUCAUUCGCUCGACUGUUUUCGAUUUGUUUUUGCUUCUUGUAAAGGCGCCACUGCCUUGCUUUUGGUACUCCAGCUGUUGCAGUCAACCAGCCCAUCACUGGGAUCACGAGCGCCUCAAUUACUUGGGUAUACUAUAGGACCAGCAUUGAAGUUUUUCCAUGUAUGAUGCUGUUUCGUGACGUUGGUGUUGAAAAGGAGCAAGUAGCUUAUUCGUAUGACGUUGCUCAUGCUGCUUAUCCGUUCUCC